AUGAUGCACAUCGAGGAUCCUGCGGAGAUCGCAGCGAUUGCGACCGAGUUCAUCUCGAAUCUAGACAACUUGCCGCAAGAGGUCAGUCACAUGGUCAAGGAGAUCGAACACAAGGAUGCCAAGAUCCAAGACCUUCUCUCCAAAAUUGCUGCUAGAGAAUCGCAACUGAGGGAAAUCUUGCAAAAGAGCGGAGGCGGACUGUCAAACCCUUCAGGCAAUCUGUCGGAAGCAGACCGAGUAAAGGCGGAAAAGCUAGCGGAAAAGAUCCGGACCGACUAUGGACGUGCAGAUGAAUGGAGCUCGCAGAAGGAAGCCUUGAGUAUACGUCUUUGGCGAUCGAUCCAUGCGCACCACAAGCAUCUCAAAGAAGAGAUGAACAAGAUCAGUCCAUCCGUACUCAACAACUUCUCUUCAACAGCUUCGAUCGGAACGCCACAGGUACCUUCCUUGUCUGCACUACCGGCAGCCUUAGCAGGACUCAAGAGUCCAGCAGUGGAGAUGGACUCGCCGCUUGCUGGACUAAAGCGCAAGGGAAGCAUAUUAUCGCCUGGUGUUGGUACCCUCACUCCUGGCACGCCAAUGAGUGCGGCAGCAAGAGCGAGAGCAGGAGGACGCACGACACCGGUCGAAUCUGGAUCUCCUGCACCGCCCGAGAGAGGAUUGGGAGGGUCGAUUCGAGGCGUCGGUGCUUCACGCAAGACACGCGGCGGGUCGUUAUCGGCCAGUGGACCAGGAAGGUCUGGCUUGUCACAGAGCACCGAACUCGGAUCACUGGGACUGGAAGGAUUCGAGGGCGAGCCUGGCGAGGGCGAAGAAGGAGAAGAGAAGGACGACACGCCGUACUGCUUCUGUCAGCGAGUGUCGUUCGGCGAGAUGAUCGGAUGCGACAAUGCCGAAAACGAUCCGGACUGCAAAGAAUGGUUCCACAUUGGAUGUGUCGGAGUCACCAAGCCACUGCCUCAGAAAUGGUACUGCUCCGAAUGUCUGGCCAAGCUCAAGAACAAGCGUCGAAGGCAAUAG
Molecule: messenger RNA, 1020 nt
Organism: Ustilago hordei
Lineage: Eukaryota; Fungi; Basidiomycota; Ustilaginomycetes; Ustilaginales; Ustilaginaceae
Exons: 1
Coding region: 1-1020 (339 amino acids)
Biological process (GO): regulation of DNA-templated transcription
Cellular component (GO): nucleus
Source: RefSeq, a predicted model, not a curated record